AUUAUUUUUUGUGUUUUAUUGUUAAAAUCCUACAUAUUAUAUGGUGGUGCAACUCUCACGACGUCACAAUACCAUAGUAUUGUAUUGUUGUCACAGUCAACAACUAACCUUAAACUGUAUAAUAACUUGUAUAUUGUAACCAUAAUAAUCUUCAAUUUACAUUCAUUUUCAAAACAAAGCCUACAUGCCUCUAAUUUCCUUGUUAGUUUAGUCAUAAAAAAACAAUCAUUUUGUAUUUAAGAUAUUAUGUCUAUUUCCUCUCGACGUUUACCUUCCAUCAAAUAUGAUUGGUGUACUUCUAUUUAGCCAUUAUCAAAUUUAGUAACGGUGUCUAUAUCUCUAACCCUUAACAAAUAAGGCAACUAACUUUAUCUAGCACCUUAUAGAAUUAAUUCCUUCCUUCGUUAGCUACACAUAUUCGAAGAGUCGUCGCGUCUGCAAUAGAUUUUUAGAAUCGCGAAGGAAGACUUACUUUGCAAUUCUAUUUCAACAUUAUCAAUUUGUAUUUGAUUAUAUUUACCUCAUUCGAAGGAACCAGUAUCUUCAAUUUGCAACUUCAUUUAAGAAAUGCCGCGUUUCUCAAGAUGCAAUAAUAUUACGGAUCUAAUAAUGUUAUCUAGGCAAAGGUUUUUUAGAACCGAAUCAAGGGGAUCCCACUUACAAAUAUAAACUACCAAUAAUAUUUUUCUUGUAAAAAUGAAAAAUAUUUACCCCAUCCGAAAAUUUAAUCCGUGCAGCAAAACAAUAUUUAUAGACUAAUGCGGUAGUUAUAAAAUACUUAGCCAACAAACAAAGCAGGUGCGACUACGAACAAUGCACAUCGUUUUUCAAUCUUUCUUUUUUUAACCUGUGAUCACUUGUUAUAAAACGAUUUUACAUUAUAAGAGUAUCUUAGUUUCGAUUCGAAUUUUAAAUCCAAUUAUGUUGAACUCGUCACGCGCGUGUCAAGUCAGAGCUUAAGCCAUAUAUUAUUCUUUAAGUUUCGUUAAUCGAUUAUCAAAACAUAUCAAACAAUUCACGUUUAAUUGUUACUUCGAAAUGAAAUACCAUAUAUUAUAUGUUAUACUUUUUCUAUUCUACACAAUAAACGCAGAAGAUUAUGAAGAAGUCGAGUACGAAGGUGAUAAAAGUUCGUCAGUUGAUUCGGAGAGUAAUGAAGUUUUUAACAAGAGUUUAUCGCAAAAACCAAAACGGGACUUUAAAGAAAUAAAUGUUACAAAACUAAACGAAAAAUCUACCAAACUAGAAAAUAAAAACGAUAUGAAAAAAUCAAGCUAUCCAUACACUGUGUCGAUACAAAGGAGGAACUCGCAUUUUGCGUCUGGAGCUCUUAUUGACUCCAAAUGGAUUUUAUCUGCAGCUGGGGAGUUCUAUAAUAUCAGAGAAACAAUUAAACAACUCAGGGUUCGUCUCGGAACCUUUAACUACAAGAAGGGUGGUGUUCUGAUGGCUUUGAAGGGCAUCGAGAUCCAUCCCCUAUACUCGUAUCAGCAACCAAACUAUGACCUAGCCUUACUAAGGCUAGCUCAGCCAGUGACGUAUACUGCUCAAAUCAAGCCAAUACCUAUUUCGGCGGAGGCAGGAGAAGUUGUUAGUGGAAAGUUCAUCGCGAGUUAUUGGCCGAGGCUUAUUGUGAAUGGUCAUGUUUUAUCAGCAUCAGCUAAAGAGAGAGUGAAAUAUAAUAGCAUGCGUGUGUCCACACAAAAGUUGAUUCCUUGGGCCAAAUGUCUCAAACAAAUGAAGCAUUUCAAUAAAACUCUGGACCAAUCCACGUUGUGCUUAAAUCCAAUCGUCAGCCUUCAUAGUCCUUGUAUGCCGGAUGUAGGCGCACCAAUAAUAGCUGACGACCUUCUCUGGGGAAUAACUUCGGGUUGGCUUUCUGACUCAUGCGCUGGAGAAUCCAGUCCUACACUCUUCACGAGGCUUUCCGAUGAAAAUGUCAAGUUCUGGCUGAACUCAAUACGAGAUAUAGCUAUUUAGGAUUACCAAAGUUUACUUUAGAAUAAAAACUAACCCCAUUAAGCACAACACGUUUCUUUGAUAUUUUUAGGGUCUCAAAUAUCUUAAUCAAAUGAACUUUAAUACUAGAACUCAGUUCAUAUUAUCUAGGCUUACGGAAUGAUUAUGUUUUCUAUUUGCAUGUUUUACAUGUUUUGUAUUUUUGUAUUCAAUCACAAUAAGUGUGGACAAGUUCAAUUUAAUAAUGACCAUACAUAGGCAACUUUUAUAGCAAGAUAAGUUACCAAUAUUUGUAAUGUCAAGUAUCACAUUGUUUUAG
Molecule: messenger RNA, 2278 nt
Organism: Pieris rapae (cabbage white)
Lineage: Eukaryota; Metazoa; Arthropoda; Insecta; Lepidoptera; Pieridae
Product: trypsin-7
Exons: 5
Coding region: 1039-1980 (313 amino acids)
Biological process (GO): proteolysis
Molecular function (GO): serine-type endopeptidase activity
Source: RefSeq, a predicted model, not a curated record